Messenger RNA from Ruditapes philippinarum (Manila clam), 1681 nucleotides. RefSeq names its product scavenger receptor cysteine-rich type 1 protein M130-like. The annotation marks the transcript as partial. Gene Ontology annotation, cellular component: membrane. Lineage: Eukaryota; Metazoa; Mollusca; Bivalvia; Venerida; Veneridae. The transcript is spliced from 11 exons. The record is from RefSeq and is a predicted model, not a curated record.
AUGACACAGGAAACAGCAUUAGUGGCACUAUACAAAAACAAAAUUGGUCCGUUUCUGAAUAUAACGGCUGUGCGAUUAACAAAUGGAACAGGGCUAAACGGCGGUAGGGCAGAAAUCAAAGUUAACGACACAUGGGGAACUAUUUGCGAUUCUAAUUUUGAUAAUAGAGAUGCGGAGGUGUUUUGUAAUAUGCUUGGACUUAAAGCGUGGAGAUUUUUUACCGGGGCAUUGUAUGGAAAAGGAGGUGGGCCGGUUUAUAUUGAUCAACUUUUCUGUAACAGUUAUGAUGUUGUUCUAAGUGAUUGCCAGUAUUUGUUUCUUAAUGAAUGCAGUCAUAGCAGAGAUGUCUCUAUAGUAUGUUAUGGUCCGUUUCUGAAUAUAACGGAUGUGCGAUUAACAAAUGGAACAGGGCUAAACGACGGUAGGGCAGAAAUCAAAGUUAACGACACGUGGGGAACUAUUUGCGAUUCUAAUUUUGGUUAUAGAGAUGCGGAGGUGUUUUGUAAUAUGCUUGGACUUAAAGCGGUGAGAUUCUUUACCGGGGCAUUGUAUGGAGAAGGAGAUGGGCCGGUUCAUAUUGAUCAACUAUUCUGUGACAGUUAUGAUGUUGUUCUAAGUGAUUGCCAGUAUUUGUUUCUUAAUGAAUGCAGUCAUAGCAGAGAUGUUUCUAUAGUAUGUAAUGAAUGCGGGGAGCCAGACAACUCUCAUUGGGAUGCUGGAUAUUUUACAUACAAUGGUUCAACUUUGUAUGCUGACUGCUCCUUCUAUAAAUCAUAUUUAGGCAUAUUAAAGAUGACUUGUGACAAUGUUACACAGACAUGGCAAACAGAAGGAGAAUGCCAAGAAUAUGGCUAUCCAUUAGUUAUCACUGAAAUAAAACUGUCAGGGGGAAAUUCAACUUCAAAUGGUAGGGUGGAAAUCAAAUCUAUGGACACUUGGGGAACAGUAUGUGACCAUGGUUUCGGUAAAAAUGAAGCCGAUACAAUAUGCACAAUGAUUGGCUUCCCUCCUGCUGCCUCAUUCCACCACGGCGCCUACUUUGGCGAAGGUUCUGGUCCAAUAUUUGUUGAUGAUUUACAAUGUGCAGAUAAUUCUACACAUAUCAACAAUUGUAGUUACGUCACCUAUGAUAAUUGCUUUCACUUCAACGAUGUUUCUGUUGUUUGCACAGAAUGCCCCUCGCCAAAGCCUACAAAUGGAAGCAUAAAUUCCUCAUCUACUCAUUACCUUGCUGCUGUGACGGUCACGUGUGCCGACGGAUACAAUUUGAUUGGUGAUUCUGAAAUACGUUGUGAACUUAAUGCGACAUGGAGUAGCAGUCCAACUUGCAAAUUGAUAGAUUGUGGUAUACCAAAUCUUGUCAAUGCAGAGGCGACACUUUCCGAGAAUAAAACAACAUAUGGAGAAACUGCUGUUGUUUCUUGUUAUGAUGGGUAUCAACCAGGUGGUAGUUAUCUUGUUUCCUGUUUAGCUAAUGGAACUUGGAAAACCUGGCCUGAAUGCACAAGUGUUGAUUGCGGGGACCCAACACCCAACCAAGGAAAAUCAAAUGUCACAGUGUUCACUUAUGGCACUGUUGCUAAAAUUGAGUGUGAACCAGGUUUCAAUAUAUAUGGUGAUUCCAUGAUUAUUUGUCAGUCCGAUGGAACAUGGAGUGAUUAUCCAGUUUGCGAUACAUCGG